ACAUCACCUGGAGUCAGGCAAGGAUGGGGUGAAAGAAGCAGAGAUGGGUGGGAUGGGGACCAAACACAGCGGAGUCAUAGCUGCCAUAGGAUGGAAAUAGCUUUAUUGUGGUGGAUGAAGAAUGCUUUGCAAAAGACAUCUUGCCAAAGCAUUUUAAACAUAGCAACAUGGCUAGCUUUGUUCGGCAGCUCAAUUGGUAUGGCUUUCAUAAAGUUGUAAAUGAUGAACCUGGUGUUGUUAAGCAAGAAAAAUAUUGUUCGGGCAGAUAUCAGCAUGCAUUUUUCAAGCGUGGCCAUGAAGACCUGCUUACUAAGAUUAAAAGGAAGGUACCUGUUCCUCGAAUUGAUGAAGGUAAAAAUGUGCCAGAUGAUAAUCACAAGAUAUUGGCAUUCCUCCAUCAGUUGCAGGGAAGGCAGGAUGUAAUUGAGUCUACUGUGGAAUCUUUGAAAAGGGAAAACAAAUCACUGUGGAAAGAGGUCCUAGAGUUGAGGCAGAAACAAUUCCAAAAUCCUCCAGACUAUGAAUCAGUUGCACCAUCUCAGUCUUAUGAUAGAAUGUCAGCACACGAGCCACUUAUGAUUGAUAAUACUGGAAACUACAAUCAAUUAUCAGUUCCCAAAAGUCCACAGAACACAGAACAGGUGUUUGACAACACAGCUUCAUGGUCUGUUAAUGGGGAUGUAACCAGGGGCACCAAAAGGACCUAUUCAAUGAGAGAGGACCCUUUGGAGAGUUCCGCUGAGGAAUCUAGUGGCCAGUUAAUGAGUGUAACAAUACCCGAAGUGUAUGAGAGUUAUCAAGCUGCCGACUCUGAUCAUAAACCAGAUACAUCCUCAAGCGAAAGUGAGGACAUUGGCAAUGAAGAUACUGCACCAGAACUUAGCCCAGUGUUACCUGGACGCAUCAAGACAUUUAACAGGGAUAAAAAAACAAAAAGAAGAAGAAACGGAGAUCAUCAUGAGUAUGAAGCAUUGUAUAAUUAUGGCUGCAGUGGAUCAGAAGAUGCAGAGGAAACUAAGCCCUCUUUUGCAGACUCUGGAUUUUCAAAGAAAUGCCAUAAAUCCUGCAAAGCCUCCUUUGUCAAGAUUGAUGAUAGGCUAAGAAGAAUGCAUGAAGAAAAUACUAUGCUGACUAAAAGAAUCAUAGAUUAUGAGAAUCAGUCUGUCCAGAAACUUUCUGAAAUCUCAACAGUUUUGUCUACAUUAGCCAAUUUUAUUAUGAUUUCAGGAAAUGCACAAAAAACAAUUCCUCCAUCUUCUCUGACUGCAGACAUGACUGGAACGCAGCAGUAUGUGAGCCGGGGCUCCCAAUGCCACCGUUCUGGUAUGUGGUCUGCAAUGGCAGAUAACACUCGAGCCAAGAAACAACUACAUCCUAAAACAGAAGAUACAGAUAUGUAACAUGCCAUUAAUUACCCUUAUGGAUUAAAUGUAUAUAUUCUUCUUUAAACUGCCUUGGAACUCCCAGUGUUCCUUACCACUGUAUGAAUUUAGUUUUUUUAAAUUACUUGUUUGCGGAGAGUUUAGAAGCAUGUAUGCAUUUAUUGUUGGUUAAUCCCUUACCACCCAUCAGCCAUUUAAUUUGACAUUUCAAUGAGUUAGGACUUUAGUUAAGAGCCUCUCCUGAUUAUAUGAAAGGGCAACUGUUUGCAUGAGCCAGAAAUCACCAGUAACUCUCAGAGUUUAGGUGUUUGGUGUGUGAGUUAGACCCCAUUAUUUGUUCAUUAAUUGUUUUUGCCUUUUCAUUGUGUGACUUGUAUACCUCCUAAUAUGGCUAUUUUCUGUUUUGAUAGAUAUAAGUUUUAUGUGUUUAUUUUUUCAAGAAUUGCAUAGUAAUGUCUGUUUUCCCAUACAAUGUGAGAUCUGGCUGUUUUACAAAUGAAGGAAUGUUUAUGGAGGGACUUUCAAUCUUGGUGAUGAUCCUGAUUCCCAGAAUCCCUUCAGAGAUGACCUGGCAGGAGGCACUGCUAGUUACAGGCCCAUACUAAUUUUUUUGAUGGAAGGAUAUUUAGUGAGUUCUUUCACUCUCUCUUAUUUUCUUGCAUCAAUUAUUUUUAAAACUUUUCUUGUGCAGAUUUUUUAAUUCCACCAUCAUAUUUUAUUCACAAAAAUAAAAAUCUUGCCCGCUUAUUUAAAAAACAAAACAUGAUUUCUAUAUUGGUUUCAAGUCCAAUAAACCAUGCCAUUGUUCAUUUUAAUUUAUUUCUAGGAUUAUUUCUUGCUGAACGCAAUCUGCAGAUUCCAUUAAGUUUUCCUUCGUGAUCUGGAAGUACAGUACUUUUAAGCAACACUAAUGGAGGCCUAGGCCAAAUCUACUUAUUCAGGCAGCAACUAUAGAUGAAUACUGAGGUCAACUUUUUCAGCAAAAGUCUGUUUACUUAAUCUGGAACCUACUGGGAUAUGUAAUGUCCCUAAAACCACUGUGUUACCUUUUCAUAUUUCUAUACUCUUUCUGCCAAUUAAUGUGGCACUUGCACUAAUUCAGUGAGCAGACUAUCCGUUAUAUAAUUACUCACCCUUUAGUUUUGGCUGUUUCUUUUUUCUCAGUUACACCUCUUUGUCAGCACUGCAGAUAAUCUCUAAAAGAUAAUGGUGCCAAUACUGUACUGAUGGGCUUGGGUUAACAAGGUGAUGUGAUUUGCUUGGCUUUCACUGGACAUCUCUUAGUACUGGAAGCAAAACAUUUCUUAAUUGUUUUUAAAGUUAUCCCUGUUUAUAUAAAACUGAUACUAUAAAGAGGUUAAAAAAAACUAGUCGGCUUCAUAAUAUAGAUCCUGUUAUAAAUUGCCUUUGCAUAUUCACAUCUGCUGUAAAGAAAUAAAUUAAUGCUGUACUAUACAGCAUUCUUCUAAAAGCUAUCAGCAAAUAAGAUUGCAUUACAAUAAAUCACUCGAUGCUUCCUUUAGUUAAACCUUAUAAACGUACCUAACAGCUACAAGUUUGUGCCUUAGUAAUGCCAAAUGAAUCCCCCUUUAUAAUAAAAUAAAAAUUCUAACUUUUAAAUGCUUUUCAGUGAAAGUAUAACUUAUUGGAGUGGAUUUAAAAAAAAAAACAAACCAUAAAAAUGGAUUUUGUGUGAGGACUUUGUAUGAAUACACAAUAGUCAAAGCAUUACUCCUUGUCAGGGGCCUAUAAUCUGCACUUGAUAAGGAACAACAAGUACUGAAGCGUGCACACGAGGAAAGGCUACAGGUAUCUCAAAGGAAACUUUCUUUUUAGGAAAUAUCUUGUUUCAUUAACAUAAUGAAUUUCAUUUAUAAGAGACUUUUUUUUCUUAUGUACAGAAAUGUUAUUUUCCACUUUUGUGUUUGCAUUUUAGAGACAUUGAAUUUUAAUUAGAAUUUUGGGUGGGAAAAAAUUCAGUUUUACUUAAAAAUGCAAUGUGGUCACCAUAAGUUUUACCUGUUUUGCUAUUAAUGCAUACCAUGCAUUUUUCUGGCUAUGCUGUGGCGACAAAGGUAACAGGUUAUUUUUGCAAGAAAGCUGCAGAGGCCUGUAAAUUUUUCCUGCACAAGCUGACCUGGCUAUGUCAGUUUUGUUAAGUCAGUGGUUUAAUGAGCUGUUUGGAGCAUAGCCCCUAUUGGUUGAGAUAAACGAUAAUAAUCAGAAAACUCCAUACAUAUUAAAGGGAGUUAUCAUUAAUUAUAUAAUGUGUUAUACAUUAACUCAACCAGCACCUUAAAAUAACCCUAACCCAUAAGAACAAAAUUGGUGCUAUUGUUGGAAGGGCCACUCAUAAGUAUGUCUAAGAAAAUAAACUAUAUAUAUAAAUUUUAAUUAGAAUCUUUGUAUGAGCUGCAAACUCGGCUGAGUCUUUGACAAAAUGAUCAUCGAGGCAUGGAGAUGUGUUGAACUGGAGGAAGGCUCCCUCUGUAAGACAUAUUUCUAUAAGCAAAUGCCAUUACCAGAUUUUACGGUUGAUGAAUGGUUGUUUGACACACAAGUAUAUUUUGAUCCACUUUUGCACUGCGCAUCUCUCCUAUGUUUAAACUUUGGGGUUAUGCCAUCUUGUUUUGUAAGGAUUACGACUCCUUUGGAGUACAUGUUUAUACAUCACAAUCUGAUCUUAUAACAUUAACUAAUACAGUCAUUAUUCUCAUUGUUGGAUUUAGUACAUGAUAUUCAGUUCUAGAGUGUAUAUUUAAAAAUUAUCUCUCAUCUAACAUGUUGCAUUACUGGAAUUCAAAACAUUUUUGGACUGUUUGUAGUGCACAGCAGUUCUAUAAUUUUGAUACUGCAUGAAUUACUAUAUAAAGCUUGUACUUAAAAUGUCAAUAUAUAUAGUUUGUCUUAAACAUUCCAUAAAUGUGUGAUAGUUUUGAUGAGGGGUCCCUCCAGCAAUAGCAUUAUCUUUGUUCUUAUGGGUACGGUUAUUUUAAGGUGCUGGUUGAGUUGAUACAUAAUACAAUACAUAAUAAAUGGUAAUUCUCUUUUUUUUUUUUUUUAAUAUGUAUUUUUUUUUAUUAUUAUGUUCUAUAUCAACCAAUAGGGUUUAUGCUCCAAACAGCUCUGUGUGGUAUUAUGCUGUAUAAAUAGAUUUUUGGGCACUGGUUACAAUUUAUUUGAAUAUAUUUGCUAACUGAACCUGCCAUUUUUCUGUUGUAGUGUAUUUUAAAAACUAUUAACCUACUUACACACAAGCGUUUUAAAAUGCCUUUAGGUGAUAGGGUGACAUUUGCUCAGCAAAAUCCAACAUGCGGUGCUCCACAUAUCCUCCUAGCCUGACUUCUGGAAAACCGGAAAUCAUUUGUUGCUGCUGUACGAAUAUGGUUUUUUAGCCUACCUUUUAAUAGUUCUCCAUCUUUGUCUAAAUUCCUUCAGCUUAGGUUCCGAGAGAGUGGGUGUGUGGGCAGUGUUACUUCAUAGGUGUAAUUUACGUACGCUUUUCACUGCUUGCAGCUCUUACAGAAAUUUAACCAAAGAAGUAACACUGCCCACAAGCCCCCUCUCUUGGAACAUAAGCUGAAGGAAUUUAGAUGCCGAUGGAGACAGACUUAAAAAAAAAAAACUUCCAUACAGCGACAACAAUUAACUUCCGGUUUUGACAGAAGUCGGGAUGGAAGAAGAUGUAGAGCACCACAUGUUGGAUUUAGUAGAGCAAAUGUCGCCCUAUCGCCUUAUUUGAAAUAUAAAAAGCAAAGUUUUAUCACAAUAUUUUUAAUAAAGCAUUGGAGAUAAUAAAAUUUGUGCAGGAUAUGGUAAUUAUUGGAGCAAAGUAGAAAAGAAUUUGUAUGAAAUGUAGUUUUACAGUUCCUUUAAGCAUCUUUGUCUCCUGUCUAAAUAAAAAUCUACAAUCUACCACCCACCACCCAGUGAAAAAACUCCUCUUCCAUGGGCAGUGGGAGCACUCAACAAAAUCUGCCACUUCACUUCCAUUUGAAUCGCCAAAUAUAAAAAAAAACACUACAUGCAGCAAGCUCUGGUAUUCAGCGAAAAUGCAGAAGGAAGCAUUUUUGAUCGAAUACCUGGGUUUGCAACAUGUAAUAUGUUUUACAUGCGGCAAUUCAAAAGGAAGUAAAGAGGCAGGUAUUGUCAGGCACUUUAUCGCCCAAUGGUGAGGAGAUUUCUCGUUGGUGAUGAAGCACCCCGUCUAACAUUGCCCUUAAGGUUGCCCUAUAUUGUCCAUGCUAUGUUAUGCUCUCCAACCCAUCGACCCACAAGCCAAACAGUUGAAGAAUGUACGAGUGGCUGCACAUGUUAUGGCUACCUUACUAUAGUUCCAGCCAUUUGUGCAGAACCCUCAAAUGUUCUAUCAAAACGUCCCUCUAAGAUAAAAUACCUGACCACAUUUGGUUGCAUGAUUAAAAAAGCCAAAUUACCUGACCUAAUAUAGGCAUGUAUGUCCUCAGUUGUUCUUUGCAACCAGAAGUCAAACAAAAAAGGAACAGUAAAGUAAUUCUACUGAAAAAUAAAAUGCAGGGGUAACUGAUGGCAUUUCUAUGCUCUCUGCAUUCCUUUUGCAAAAAGGUCAUGUAUUUGUCCAUUUUUGUGUUGUAGAAUGUUAGUAAUGUUACAUAGAAUAUUUUGUUAAAAAAUGUUUAUUUUUGUUUAAAGGUUUUGCUUAUAUUUUGCUGUUUUUUCUUAAAUAAAACAUCUAC
Messenger RNA from Xenopus tropicalis (tropical clawed frog), 6097 nucleotides. RefSeq names its product heat shock factor 2, gene 2 (gene hsf2.2). Gene Ontology annotation, molecular function: DNA-binding transcription factor activity; sequence-specific DNA binding. The record is from RefSeq and is a predicted model, not a curated record. Gene Ontology annotation, cellular component: nucleus. NCBI's taxonomy places the organism in Eukaryota, Metazoa, Chordata, Amphibia, Anura, Pipidae. The transcript is spliced from 12 exons. The coding region runs from base 168 to 1400 and encodes 410 amino acids. Gene Ontology annotation, biological process: regulation of DNA-templated transcription.